AUGUUAACCUUAAGGAGGGGACUGGCCGCGUCACGAGCCCUUCGGAGGUUUUCAACCAAGCCCCAUCUGACUCCGCCAGCAAACCUUUCUGAGGGAGAAAAGUUGAUAUUUAAUAAAUUGACCGACAAGUUUUCGCCAACUGAGCUUGCCGUGCAGGACAUUUCAGGAGGCUGCGGCGACUUUUAUGCCAUUCAAAUAGCAAGUGAGGCAUUUAAAGGCCUUUCAACCUUGAACCAACAUCGACUUGUGACACGAGUACUGAAACAAGAAAUUGAAGGAAUCCAUGGGUUGCAGGUCAGGCGUCGAUGUAGUUAA
Molecule: messenger RNA, 315 nt
Organism: Suillus paluster
Lineage: Eukaryota; Fungi; Basidiomycota; Agaricomycetes; Boletales; Suillaceae
Product: bola-like protein
Exons: 2
Coding region: 1-315 (104 amino acids)
Source: RefSeq, a predicted model, not a curated record